CUCUCGAUGGGGAGAAAUCCUCUGUUUCUUCGGCUCCCAGUCGACCCUUCCUCGUAGGGUCCCUCGCCGAUCGAGUAAAAUAGAGAAGAAAAUGAGUUCACGCGGCCCGCAUUUAUCUCGAGCUGUAGCUUAGCUAAGGCCAAGCCUGUCCUCAAAAGGAGGAAGGGGCGUUAUAGGACAGGUGGGAGCUUUCGCGGGUGGCUGAGUGUAAUCCCCUCUGCUGGGUUACCAUGCCUGUGGCAGCUCCGAUCAUCAGCUCGGUGCAAAAACUGGUGCUGUACGAAACUAGAGCUCGAUAUUUUCUUGUUGGAAGCAACCAUGCAGAAACCAAAUAUCGUGUUUUGAAAAUCGAUCGUACAGAACCCAAAGAUUUAGUUGUUAUUGAUGACAGGCAUGUAUAUACGCAGCAAGAGGUGAGAGACCUACUAGGCCGUUUAGAUCUGGGCAAUAGGACAAAAAUUGGACAAAAGGGCUCAUCUGGAUUAUUACGUGCUGUCUCUGCUUUUGGGAUAGUAGGUUUUGUCAGAUUCUUAGAAGGUUAUUACAUUGUGCUAAUUACAAAGAGGAGAAAGAUGGCAGAUAUUGGAGGACAUGCAGUAUAUAAAAUAGAAGAUACAAAUAUGAUCUACAUUCCAAAUGACUCUGUGCGAGUGAGUCAUCCUGAUGAAGCAAGAUACCUCCGAAUUUUUCAGAAUGUGGACCUCUCCAGUAAUUUUUAUUUCAGCUAUAGCUAUGAUCUGUCCCACUCCCUUCAAUAUAACCUUACUGUUUUGAGAAUGCCUCUAGAUGUACUUAAAACAGAAACCAAACGAACUCGUCAAGAGUGUUUUGAUAUUUUUGAAGAUGAGGGACUUGCUACUCAAGAUGGAAAUUGUGUAUUUGGAAUUUGGAGUGAACCUUACAGAAAAUAUGUAUGGAAUGGGAAAUUGCUUGAUGUUGUCAAAACUGCAGUUCAUCGAGACUGGCUUUUGUAUGUUAUUCAUGGAUUUUGUGGGCAGUCAAAACUGCUUAUUUAUGGUCGUCCGGUGUACGUCACUUUGAUAGCUAGAAGAUCAAGUAAAUUUGCUGGAACACGGUUUUUAAAGAGAGGAGCAAACUGUGAGGGAGAUGUAGCAAAUGAAGUAGAAACUGAGCAAAUACUUUAUGAUGCUUCAGUAAUGUCAUUUUCUGCUGGAAGCUAUUCAUCUUACGUCCAAGUGCGAGGUUCAGUCCCUCUGUAUUGGUCUCAGGACAUAUCGACUAUGAUGCCUAAGCCACCAAUUACACUGGAUCAGGCAGAUCCAUUUGCUCAUGUAGCUGCUCUUCACUUUGAUCAAAUGCUCCAGAGAUUUGGCUCUCCGAUCAUCAUUUUGAAUCUUGUGAAGGAACGUGAAAAAAAAAAACAUGAAAGGAUACUAAGCGAAGCGCUUGUUGCUGCUGUAACUUACCUCAAUCAGUUUUUACCUCCUGAACAUGCUAUUGUAUACAUUCCUUGGGAUAUGGCCAAAUAUACAAAGAGCAAACUGUGCAAUGUCCUUGAUCGACUGAAUGUGAUUGCUGAAAACGUGGUGAAGAAAACUGGUUUCUUUGUAAAUCGAUCUGAUUCUUUCUGCAAUGUUUUGCGACCAGAUGAAAAAUGGAGUGAACUAGGAGGAUUUGUAGUUCCAAAUGGCCGUUUACAGACAGGAGUUCUUCGAACCAAUUGUGUGGACUGCUUAGAUCGCACGAAUACAGCCCAAUUUAUGGUUGGAAAGUGUGCUUUAGCCUACCAACUCUAUUCCUUGGGAUUGAUUGACAAACCCAAUCUUCUAUUUGACACAGAUGCUGUUAGAUUAUUUGAAGAAUUAUAUGAAGAUCAUGGGGAUACAUUGUCACUCCAGUAUGGUGGCUCUCAACUGGUUCAUAGAGUAAAAACUUACAGAAAAAUAGCACCCUGGACCCAGCAUUCUAAAGAUAUUAUGCAAACUCUUUCAAGAUAUUAUAGCAAUGCUUUUUCAGAUGCUGACCGGCAAGAUUCUAUUAACUUGUUUCUAGGAGUAUUUCAGCCUGAAGAAGGGAAGUCUCAUCUCUGGGAACUUCCUACUGAUUUUUAUUUGCAUCAAAAGGAUACAAUGAAUCUUCUCCAGACAAGGCGAAGCUACACUUUUUGGUGGACUCCUGGUGUUUUAAAGUAUUUGCCACUGCCUUUCGAUGAAGUGACAUGUGCUGAAAACCAGAGGAAGCUAAUAGUGAAGAGAUUUCAUAGAUUUGAUGAAGAGAUUGACAUUCAUAAUGAUUUUUUUCGACCGUAUGAACUCAGCAGUUUUGAUGAAAUCUUUUGCUUGGCAAUGACAAAUUCAAUGCGAGAUUUUAUGCCCAAGAAUGUUCCCAUUGAUCCCAGCCCAUUUACUGUACGUAAACCAGAUGAAACUGGAAAAUCUGUUUUGGGAAACAAAAGCAACCGAGGAGAAGAAACCGUACUGCAACGUAAAACGGCUGCUAGUGCUCCUCCGCCCCCCAGCGAGGAGGCUGUGUCCAGCAGCUCUGAGGAUGAUUCUGGAACUGAUAAAGAAGAAGAGGGUGCCACCUCUCAGCGUUCAACACCCGUGAAAAUAUCAGAUACUGGAGACAAUACCAAAAUAACAGAAAAUGUAGUGCAACCUGCCAAAGAUGUCUAUGGGAUUAAUCUUUCAGAAUCUCCUUCAGAAGAUGAUCUCAGCAUAUAUACAAGGUUUGUUCAGUUGGGACAGAGUCAACAGAAGCAAGAAAAAAGUUCCCAAACUUUCUGCCCUAAAAACCUAGAGGGAGUUAUACAUUUAACACCCAUCUCUGCCUUCUCCCAAGACAACAUUUAUGAAGUUCAACCACCUAAAGUAGACAGGAAAUCUAUUGAGAUUUUUCAUGCUCACAUCCAAGCAAGCAAGGGUAUUAUGCAGCCUUUGGGAAAAGAUGACAUCUUCCUGUACCGAGAGUAUAUUAGAAACAGAUACCUGUGAAAAAAUGACAGUGCUCAUCUCUUCUGAAUGUAACUGCACUGAAUCUUAGAUAGGUGUUGCAAGGAAAGUUAGGAGGAAAGUACCAUGAAUGCCUCUUACAUGUAUUUCUUCUUUCCACAACUCCAAGAAGGAGAGAUGACUUAUUCUUUAAUGGCUUUGUGGUACUAAUACAAAUAAUGUGAAGUGCAAAUAAUUAGUUAAAAAAAUGAACUGAAUAUAACUAUUGAAAAUGAUUGAGAUUAUUAAAGAUUUCGAUAAGCAGUAUUGUGUACAAAUGGAAGUGCAUACACAUAUUGUAUGUGUACAUACCUGUAUAGAUAUCCGUAAGUAAAUUUAGAUGCACAAUUCGACAUAGUUAGGGAGUGAAAAGUUGCCAUCUAAUUAAAUUGAACUUCAACCUUUAUGCAUGCCCAAAGUCCCAGCAACAUGCCUAAAAAGAUCUAAAAACAUGUUCGCUAUAAAGUAAUUUCUAAUAAUUUCCUAUUAGAGGUCAGGGUAAGGAAAUUUUUAUUUGAUAAAGAAGAGAGGUGUU
Protobothrops mucrosquamatus (brown spotted pit viper) is the source of this 3486-nucleotide messenger RNA. It is a transcript of the gene FIG4, whose product is annotated as FIG4 phosphoinositide 5-phosphatase. NCBI's taxonomy places the organism in Eukaryota, Metazoa, Chordata, Lepidosauria, Squamata, Viperidae. Gene Ontology annotation, biological process: phosphatidylinositol dephosphorylation. Bases 231 to 2954 code for a protein of 907 amino acids. Gene Ontology annotation, molecular function: phosphatidylinositol-3,5-bisphosphate 5-phosphatase activity. The record is from RefSeq and is a predicted model, not a curated record. The transcript has 23 exons. Gene Ontology annotation, cellular component: intracellular membrane-bounded organelle.